This is a messenger RNA of Bombina bombina (fire-bellied toad), 2665 nucleotides long. RefSeq names its product factor interacting with PAPOLA and CPSF1 (gene FIP1L1). Lineage: Eukaryota; Metazoa; Chordata; Amphibia; Anura; Bombinatoridae. Gene Ontology annotation, molecular function: RNA binding. The record is from RefSeq and is a predicted model, not a curated record. The transcript has 17 exons. Gene Ontology annotation, cellular component: mRNA cleavage and polyadenylation specificity factor complex. Bases 35 to 1795 code for a protein of 586 amino acids.
UUGUAAAGGUUCCCUCUCUUACUUGCUAGCAAAGAUGUCCGCCAGCGGAGAGCUGGUGGAGCGGAUGGUUGUGUCGUCGGAUAUAAGCAGCUCUGUCGCUGCUGUUCCUUCUACAACGCCCCCCAUCGCAGCCGUCACAACACCUGUGCCCCCUUCUAGUACGAUAGGUGCAGGAGGCGGUGAUGAGGAGGAAGAGUGGCUGUAUGGUGAAGAAAAUGAAGCAGCUGGACCAGAUGACGAUGAGGAAGAUAUUACAAGUGCUCAUCCUCCACCUAACCUUGAACCAGAGGCUACCGAGAAUGGUGUUGUGAAACCUGUGGCAGAGCCAGAUGAUGACAGUGAAAGUGACAGUGAUGAUGACGAUGAUGAUGUCCAUGUUACUAUAGGAGAUAUUAAAACAGGAGCACCACAAUAUGGGGCCUAUGGAACGACCCCUGUAAAUUUAAAUAUUAAAACAGGAGGGAGAUUAUAUGGUCCUGCUGGAGGCAAAGGUAAAGGGGUAGAUCUAGAUGCUCCUGGCAACAUUAAUGGAGUUCCUCUUGUGGAUGUAGACUUGGAUUCUUUUGAGGACAAACCGUGGAGGAAACCAGGGGCGGAUCUCUCGGACUAUUUCAAUUAUGGUUUUAAUGAAGAUACAUGGAAAGCAUACUGUGAGAAACAGAAGAGGUUAAGGAUGGGCCUGGAAGCUCUUCCUGUUACCUCAUCAACAAAUAAAAUAACGGUUCAGCAGGGCAGAACUGGAAAUUCUGAGAAGGAAGCAGUAUUGCAAACAGUAAAACAAGAGUUCACGUCUCCCACUUCAGUAUUUAAAUCUGGCACUCAGCCACCAAGCAGAAAACCUUCAGGCACAAUUGAUGUGAUAGGACAAACAACUACUAUCACUCGAGUAGAAGGAAGGCGGCGUGGUGCCAAUGAAAGCAAUAUUCAGGUUAUUUCAGAACAGUCUCCUUCUGAAGUAGAUAAUAAUAAUUUUAUAAAGCCCCCACCACCCUUUUUCCCUCCCGGUGCUCCUCCAACACAUCUCCCUCCCCCUCCGUUAUUUCCACCUCCUCCAAAUGUCAGUACUGCCCCUCCUCUCAUGCCACCUCCAGGUUCUGGAUUGCAGUUAUCGUUCUCAAUGCAAAAACCGUCUAGAUAUGGAAUUCCUAUUACUGUACCUCCUCCUGGUUUUCCUCCUCCUCCAGGUGGUCCUCCGCCAUCUCUAAUACCAACAAUAGAAAGUGGUCACUCUUCAGGCUACGAUGGACGGUCUGCACCUUCAUUCCCAUAUGGCAGUGUGUCUUUUCCUCAUAUGCCUGGCUCUGGUGGUCCUUGGUCCAAUAUGGUAGACACAUCCAAACAGUGGGAUUACUAUCCUAGAAGGGAGAAGGAGCGAGACCGUGACAGAGAACGAGACCGCGAAAGAGACCGGGACAGGGAGCGAGACCGUGAGCGUAACAGAGAGAGGGAACGUGAGAGGGAGAGAGAGCGAGACCACAGCCCAAGUGCAGGCACUUACAAUAGUGAAGAGGAGCGUUACAGAUAUAAAGAGUAUGCAGAGAGGGGCUAUGAUCGUCACCGAGAACGAGUGAGCAGAGAAAAGGAGGAACGACACAGGGAACGAAGGCACAGAGAGAAAGAAGAGUCGACCCGGCACAAAUCUUCCAGAAGCAGCAGCAGGCGCCGCCAUGAUAGUGAAGAAGGUGAAAGCCACAGGAGACACAAGCACAAAAAAUCCAAACGAAGCAAAGAAGGAAAAGAGAGUGGAGUGGAACCUGCCCCAGAGCCUGAAAGUGUUGAUGCAUCGGCUGAUUAAGCUUUUCAUGACCAAUUCCAGUGCAGAAACUACCACCAGUUUUACAAAGCCAGCAUUGUCUGGAACCCAAGGAAUGAGUGUUAGGGGAUUUUUUUUUUUUUUCUUUCUUGAUAUUAAAAAAAAAAAAAAAAAAAAAAAAAGGAAGAAAAAAAAAAAAAAAACUCUUAAAAUUGUUCCUUAGCAUGAUCUUGUUUUCACAUUUUCAUUUUGUAUUUUUCUGGGGAAAAUAAAAAAGUGAUUUUUGUUUUUCAUGUUUAGGUAGUGUAAUUUUGGUUUGGUAUGUUGUUUUAAUGUCCAUGUCUAUUUAGCAAAAGCCCUGAACUUUUGUGUGUCCAAUUUAAGUGAAAAGUAUUUAUUAAGUGUUGAUUGGGAUAAAGAAAAAGAAAAGAAAUUUAUAUUUUUGUAGCAUUUUCUAUGUUGUGUUUAAAGAGAUGAUAAACCCCAAAUUACAUCCCCCCAUAAAACAUUUAAUUAAUGUAACACAAAAUGGUAUUCACAUUGUUUUGUUUACUUCUCCUAUAAUUUUAAUUCUGAUUAUAUUUUUUUUAAUCAAGCCUUCCUUCCUAGCAAGGGGAUGGAAUGCAUUUCCCCAUACUGGAGUUGUAUUUAGCUAAUGCUUUAUACAGACCAGUGCUUCACACAUUAUACAGGGUUUUCAAGGGCUUUUGAUUGUUAUGAAUUUGCAAAACCCUGUAAAUUAUACUGACAAACAUAGUUUUUUAUGCAGAUAUUUUGCUUAUUUAUGUAUUCAGUAUUAUAUAUGUUUAAAACAUUGCCUUAAAUAUCCAUUUAAAUUUCACAUAUACUGUAUUUCUUGAUCAGGCUGAAUCCUAGAUCAAGUACAUCCCAAUAAAAUCACAGAGCAACAUA